UCAUCUAUGUGAUGUAGGUCUUAGCUCAAGUAACCCUAUACUGUUACAGCAUUAUGGCACCAUAGCUCAAUUAUAUAUAGAGCAUUGGUGACACCCUUCUUGGCACAAAACAGAACACAAAAACCAUGGUGUCACCAAUCUCACUUAUUGUCCUCUUGUUAUUAGUUUCUUUAGGAGAUUCAGCUUCAGUUCAAGAAAGUUUUGUCCAAUGUCUCAACUUGAAUUCGGACAAAACAUUUCCAUUUUACUCAUCAAUCUACACUGCAAGCAACCCUUCAUUCACCAGCAUCCUUGACUCCUCCGCACAGAACCUAAGGCUUUUGGUGCCUUCAGUGCCAAAACCCGAGUUCAUAUUCACACCCUCUCGUGAUUCCCAUGUUCAAGCAGCAGUAAUCUGCUCCAAGAAACUUGGGAUUCACAUUAGAGUGCGAAGUGGCGGCCAUGACUAUGAGGGAAUUUCGUACGUCUCCGAAAUUGAGAGCCCCUUCAUAGUUGUGGAUUUGGUCAAGCUCCGCGGCAUCGACGUUGAUGUAAAAAGCAACACUGCUUGGGUUCAAGCUGGUGCCACAACUGGUGAAGUUUACUACAGAAUAUAUGAGAAGAGUUCAGUUCAUGGUUUCCCUGCAGGCCUUUGCACAAGCUUAGGCAUUGGAGGGCAUAUCACAGGAGGAGCAUAUGGAGCCAUGAUGAGAAAAUAUGGCCUUGGAGUUGAUAAUGUCUUAGAUGCUAAAAUUGUUGAUGCCAAUGGAAGAAUUCUUGAUAGAGAAGCCAUGGGGGAAGACUUAUUUUGGGCUAUAAGAGGAGGUGGAGGUGGAAGCUUUGGAAUCCUUCUUUGGUGGAAGAUAAAGCUUGUUUCUGUGCCACCAACUGUGACAGUUUUUACAGUUACCAAAACCCUUGAGCAAGGUGCAACCAAGAUUCUUCACAAAUGGCAAGAAGUGGCACCUUAUAUUGAUGAAAACCUCUUCAUCAGAGUCAUCAUUCAGCCAUCUAGUGAUGCAAGAAACAAGACUCAGAGAACCAUCGCAACUUCUUACAAUGCUCUCUUCCUUGGUGGGGCCAGAACACUCCUCCAAGUCAUGAAGACAAGUUUUCCUGAAUUGGGGUUGACAAUAAAGGAUUGCUUGGAAACUAGUUGGAUCAAAUCUGUGCUCUAUAUUGCAGGCUUUCCAAGUGACACCCCCCCAGAAGUUCUGCUCAAAGGAAAGUCAACAUUCAAGAACUUCUUCAAGGCAAAAUCAGAUUUUGUGAGGGAACCGAUACCGGAAACCGGGCUCGAGGGGUUGUGGCAAAGGUUGCUGGUUGAAGACAGCCCCUUGAUGAUUUGGAACCCAUAUGGUGGAAGGAUGAGCCAGUUUUCAGAAUCUGAGACCCCAUUUCCUCACAGAAAUGGAACACUAUACAAAAUUCAGUACUUGUCUUUGUGGCAAGAGGGAGACAAGAAUGCUGCAAAGCACAUAGAUUGGAUUAGGAAGCUUUACAACUAUAUGGGUCCUUAUGUUUCUAGCUUGCCAAGGGAAGCAUAUGUGAAUUACCGGGAUCUUGAUUUGGGGAUAAACACCAAGAACAGCACAAGUUACAUUCAAGCAAGUGCUUGGGGUUAUAGGUAUUACAAGAACAACUUUGACAGGUUGGUGAAGAUUAAGACCAAAGUGGAUCCUGAAAACGUGUUUAGGCACGAGCAGAGUAUCCCACCACUUCCACUCUGAAUGAAAAAGGAAAGAAAUGGGGGAAUACGGCACCAUGCUGCUACAAUCAUUAAGACUGGUUACUAUAAAAUUUGUGAAAGGGUUAAUAUGCUAGUUUAGAGCAAAAAGGAUACAGUACAAAUAUAUAAUUAGUUGCUUUGUUUUUGGUCAAGUUAAUGUUGUGAGAUACAGAUUAUGUUGCUAAUCGUUUGCUGUUUCUGUGAUUUGUGUAUUUCACUAGAUUGUGUAUUUAUGUAUGAGUGACUGAAGUGUUGUUUCUCAAGCAAAAACUGUGUUAUAUCACUAAUGGUCUUGUUCUUGGA
Glycine soja is the source of this 2011-nucleotide messenger RNA. Its product is annotated as berberine bridge enzyme-like 13. Gene Ontology annotation, molecular function: FAD binding; oxidoreductase activity. Lineage: Eukaryota; Viridiplantae; Streptophyta; Magnoliopsida; Fabales; Fabaceae. The record is from RefSeq and is a predicted model, not a curated record. The transcript has a single exon. Bases 126 to 1709 code for a protein of 527 amino acids.